Molecule: messenger RNA, 1519 nt
Organism: Bursaphelenchus xylophilus (pine wood nematode)
Lineage: Eukaryota; Metazoa; Nematoda; Chromadorea; Rhabditida; Aphelenchoididae
Source: the annotation of a GenBank genome assembly
AUGCUGGACAAUUGCAGUUUUACACAUCUAAUUUCAAGGUAAUGGUUAGUUUGAGACUCAAUAAAUCUCUAUUUUGUUAGAAAAAGCCUAAGGUCGAACAACGACAUAAAUGCCUUGCCCAAGGGCAACAAAAGUUACCGUAACCUAACUCAUCCUUAUCGAACCUCGACAGCCGCUGUCAACGUGUUUGUUUUACGCCGCUGAAUUUUCUUUGAAACCGUCUCCCCCCGGGAUAUCGGCAAUAUUCAUUGAUAGCAUUGUCUGGCGGUGAAAGUUUUCAAUUAAUCUCCUGGCGCUUCCUUCGCCCCUAAAUCAACUGCGUUCCAUCUUCAGCGUCGUCAUUUUUUUGGUUGGCUCUGAGCCAGCCGGCUCCCGAGUCAAAGAGCUCAACGAAAAGGAAAGAAGGCGUAAAGUGGAAACAUUCCCUCCUCGACGACGGCGUCGACGGUCUUCGUUUUUUCGUCCACGGAACCACCCCGCUUUCAGCGACGCGAGCGUGGAUAAAAAAACUCGCUUAGCGCCCGCCCGCUUUCCCGCUGGCGCUCCAGCUGUGGGGGUUUAUAAGGCCGGGCGCAGUACCUUGAAGGCACCAGAUCCCCUCACGAUCCGAACAAUUAUGAAGACCGCCGUUGUUGUGCUCGCCUUGAUCGGCUCUUGCUCGGCCUUCUUGUUCCCCAGCGCCGGAGGCGGCGGCGGUUGCUGGUAAGUGCAUUGCAUGAGGUUGUCGGCUUGAAGCUAACCUUAACGGCCCUUGCAAGUCCAUUUAGUGGCCUUUAAAUUGCUGCUAAAGAUGCGGCAUCACAUUUUAGCCUCUUUUUUUACCUCUAAAAAUUCAUAUUUGAGAAGUAUUGACAAUCUUUUUUGGUGACUGUUUCAUAUUCUCUAUUUUUUCAGCGCUCCCCCACCACCACCACCCGCUCCAUCCUGCGGAUGUGCCCCACCAGCCCCAUCUUGCGGCUGCGGCGCCCCUCCACCACCCCCACCCCCACCACCACCAGCCUGCGGAGGAUCUUUCGCCGCCGUUAGCGGCUGCGGAGCCCCAGCCCCAUCGUACGCCGCCCCAGCCCCAUCGUUCGCCCCAGCCCCAAUCGGAGGUGGAUACGCCACUGCCCCAGGCGCCGGAGGAUUCGGCGGACCAAUCGGCGCCGGAGUCGGCGGAGGAGUUGGCGGAGGAUACGCCGCUGCCCCAGCCCUCAACUCCGCUCCCGCCCCAAUUGGAGGCGGAUACCAAGCCGGACCCGCUCUUAACUCGGCCCCAGCCCCCAUCGGAGGAGGCUACCAAUCCGGCCCAGCCCUCAACUCUGCUCCAGCCCCCGUCGGAGGAUACCAGGCCGCCCCCGCCUUGAACUCCGCCCCCGCUCCAGUCGGAGGAUACCAAUCCGCCCCAGCUCCAGUUGAGGCUCCCGUCCAACAACAGAGCUACCAAGCCCCAGUUGAGGCCCCAGCCCAACAGCAGAGCUACCAGUCCGCUCCAGUCGUCGCCCCCGCCGCUGGAAACAACUACGCCGGACGCAAAUAA